AUGGCUGAGCGACAGCCAGAUGCUACGGCAGCCUCAUCGGAGCCAGAAGGCGGCCAAGAAAUCUUGCAUCUGGACGUUUCUAAGACUGUUGGAGACAUCCGCGUGGUUCUGAAGGGGCUUUCUCGUAUCCGUAUUUCGACCGUGCAGCCCGAUCUGAUGUCAAUAAAAAGGGCUAACACCGUCGAAGAGCUGCUUUCACUGCUGGAUGAGUCCCACGGGCGUCUGAAUCGGUUAGGCCUGUUCAAAAGCGUAGUUUCCAACGUACAACGGGGAAAACGCCCGGGUGACGUUGACGUCGUCUUCGAGUUCGAGGAGAAAAAAGCCUCCUACUCCGUUGGCGUCACAACGAAUCAGAAGGCGGAAGGAAAUGUCGUGAUAACAGGCGAAAUACCCGGAGUUUUAGGUUCGUGCAACUCCCUUUCACUGCAACUGAACAACACGGGCUACGGCUCACAAAAAAUCGCAACGUCCUUCUUCAUGCCACGUAACAUAGGCCUUCCAAACUUUACAAGCUUAUUCCAGAUAUUUACAUCGCAGAGCAACUUCACCAACUAUUCGUCGUUUUCUACGACGGCGAAGGGCAUGUCGUUCACGCUGUCUGACAUUAGCAAACGCCACCAAAUAUCGUGGGAGGGUUCUGUGAAUGACAUUUAUCCCAUAUUCAACGAACGCCGCCGAGCUUCGGAAACCGUGCUUAGGCACGCAGGUCGGUCUUUGAAGAAUGCUGUGUCGUAUCAGUACAUUCUCGACUCUCUUAAGGGUGACGGCAUUCCGAACGGCGGUCAUUGCACCCAGUUCAAAAUGGAGGCAGGCCUGCCCGGUGGGGAUCGGCAGUUCCUAAAGUUUGACUGCAGCAUGCUGUACGCCACAUUAAUAAGACAGAAGUACAUCAUGCACACGAACGUCUCCAUGGGGUACAUGCGGCCAUUCGGCACUUUGUUGAGUGGCAGCAGCUUGCUGGAUCGCUUCCACUUCACCGGUAACGGAGGGGCUGGCACCGCGUUCCGCGGUUUCGGAUUCCGAGGCGUAGGACCGUGCGAUCACGGUUCGGUUUACAACAGCGAGACGAAGACGUGGCAAAGCAUACCGGAAUAUACAGGCGGUGACUGUUACGGCAAUUUGCAGCUUGCGCUCCAUUGUCCUCUGGAAUACAAGGACUACCGACUGCCGCUGGCGUUCUGCUUCCUCAACGUAGGCGCACUCGCCGACAUAGAAGGGCGACAGACGCAUGAGAGUGUAUACGGCCAUAUGCUCCGUGAGAUGCGAAUGUCAGUGGGAGCGGGGCUUAGCAUCUCCGUGGCACCCGGCUGCUGGUUCGAGACGUUCGUGGCGCAGCCGCUCAUGAGCUCCCCGACCGACACCGUCAGCCGAGUGCAAAUGGGCCUGAGGUUCAAACAUAACAUAAUGUGA
Messenger RNA from Babesia bigemina, 1410 nucleotides. RefSeq names its product Sorting and assembly machinery component 50 homolog A. The record is from RefSeq and is a predicted model, not a curated record. Bases 1 to 1410 code for a protein of 469 amino acids. Gene Ontology annotation, biological process: protein insertion into mitochondrial outer membrane. The transcript is spliced from 6 exons. Gene Ontology annotation, cellular component: SAM complex; outer membrane. Lineage: Eukaryota; Apicomplexa; Aconoidasida; Piroplasmida; Babesiidae.